CCCCGUGGGUUUUGGCCAGGGAGAUGCUAUCAACUGCCUUCCAGCUUCCACCGAACUUCUCUAUAGCGUCAUCGUCCUUGUCUUCGUCCACGUAUUUAUCUUCGUCGUCGUCAUCACCCACAGCAUCUUCUUCAUCGUCGCCAUCGUCAUCACCAUCACCACCUACAACGUCAAGGCGAUCUUCAUCGAGUCAGCGGCCACAUCGUUGUUCCUCGUCCUCGUCGUUAUCGUCCACGUCGUCAAAAGUGGUCACAACUCGUCGCCGUCCCACCGCCUCCAACCCUCCCCUGCUUGGCGCGUUCUGCCGUCUGCCCUUCUGUCUCCUCUUCCUCCUCCUUCUCGUCCUCUGUGCCGCGAGUGCUGACUCCCUCCACCCUCCUCCCUCCUCCUCCUCCUCAUCCUCUUCCUCCUCGGACUCCACCAUGAACCACAGACACACCCGCAGUAACGGCGACAGCGGCGGUGGCAAUGGCGAGCCGACCAGUUACUCAAGAUCAUCAUCAUCAUCAUCAUCAUCAUCGCCUUCAUCAUCGUCAUCAUCGUCGUCGCGUUCCGACUUCUUCCUGCACGAUCAGCCGCCCCGUGAGGUGCCCCAGGGUGUCCAGACACCGGACGAUUGGCAUAGCCAGUCCCAGGACAGGAUCAAGUUCCUGCGGGCGCAGAAUGACCAGUACCUGCAGCUCCACAACGGAAUGGUCACGGGGACACUACAGGAGAGGCCAGACUACGGUAUCGUGAGGUUCAACACGCACGUGAACCACGUGAUCAUCCAGAGCUUCAUCGACCCCCACUACCUGUGCAUGAACUCCUCAGGGAGGCUGUAUCUGUCGAAAAGUCUGAGCCAGGACUGCUACAUGAAGGAGCGGAGCCUGUAUCCUAACGGCUCUUACUGGCUCUACUACGAGUUCGUGCACCACAGCCGGCCGGACCGGAAGCUUCUCCUCGGCGUCGACUGCGACUCGUUGCCUGGAUACGAAGCCAACGCCAGCAACCAGACGUCCAGGUUCAUGUACGACAAGGUUCCGGAGGAGCAGAUAAAGGCCCUGAAGCAGAUGUUGCAGGUGUCCCAGCGACCGGCGCCGGCCGAGAAAUGCACGCCCCAACCCUGGAGGGCACCUGAAAAAGACCGCAGAGCUCUGCGUCAGAAGCUGAAGGCUCGCUGGUGCUGGAAUAUCAAGCGGAUCAGCCGCAAUACGAAAUACAUCCGAAACUGCUACAAGAAACACAAGCAGUGUCAGGCUCCGAGUGAGCUGGGCCCGGCCGACGCCGCCCGCCCGCCGAGAGCCAAGAUCUGCGUCUGUGACAUUCUGCGACAGAUGAUGCGGAAGCCGAAGAGAGCCAAGAGGAAGUGUUUGAUCAGGAAGGUGGAGCGUUAUCUCACACACAGGAAGCUUAGGCCUGACCUCAGGAGAAUCAAACUACUGGCGCAGGCUUUGUUAAAACAUUACCAGGCAAUUUCUCGUCGGAUUCGAAAUCUUACGAAAAAGAAACGUCAGCGAGAGAAAAAGGAUGGGGCGGCGGUGGCGUCGGAGGAGGCGGAGGGGCAGGAUCACUACCCAGUCCUGAAAAGAAAACGGAAAAAGUCUCGGCAUCGAAUCGUCAAACUGAACCAGUUAUUGGACAAAUACCAGAGUGAGCUAGUUCUCCCGCCGGGGGCCGAGUCCGGGUCGGGGUCAGCCGGAGGUCAGUCAGCGGCGGGGUCCGACGGCAGCGCGCCGACCUUGUCUCCAGAGUUCAAGGCCGACUUGGAACAACUGUCUCCGAAACGACACCGGACCCGACACCCCAGGAAACAUAAGGGACGGCGCCGGCGCAGACGACAGAUGGCGCGUAAACAGAAGCGGAAGUUGGCCAUCUCCUCGGCCCCGGACUAGGCAGAGGUCAAAGAACAUGUACUCUUGUACUGUUACCUAAUCGCUCGCUGGUACUGACGUCCGAGCUCUACGCUUUAACCACUUCCCCCCGGGGGGAGGGGCCCGAGGAGGCAGAGACUAGGUGGCUUCUGUGUGGAUCUACUGGGAGUUGUUCCGUGUGUGGCAAGGGCCUUUUCGGUUCUGUUGAUAAUGGGCCGUUUGUAGAUAAGAGCUUUCCUUCACGGCAUCACCAGAAACAGAUCGCAGAAUCUUCCCCGAAUGGAUCUGCUUCACUUAGAGCUACAAUUGUUCCCAAGCAUGCCGUGUGUGUGGUGUGCCAAGAUCCGAACGUUUGUCACUGGUUAUCUAUGGCAACACCUCGGUGGAAACAAACCGCUAUGGUUUUUUCGGAACGGAGUUGCAGUGCCUUGUGCAACGGGGGCGUUCUGAUUUUAAAAACAAAACUGGAAGCCCCUCGUCCUUACUACUGCAGGGGGAUCUGUGCACAUGCCACAUUGCUGCGCUUCCCGGUUUGGGAGCAGUGCAUUGUGGUUGGCCAACUGCAAGACGGAAUGCGGGGAUCGGCACAGAGGUUGGAACUCCGCUGUGCUUGGAAAUGGAAACCCACCGUGCUUAGAAUUUCUCUGGGGGUAGCAAACGCUUCCUUACAUUUAAUCAUGCUAGAAUCAGCGUGCUUGUUUAUGUGUGAAAAAAACCCAACAACCCAUCUCAUAAUAAUUGACGACAUUCUUCAUAGCCACGAGCUCGCCUUGUCUUCAAGGUGCGAGCCCGGCUGGCCAAUACUUGUCUUUAAACUGUACAAACUACACCCACACCUUCUCGAUUCCUCCAUCGCUGUCCACAUAUAGGCGAGACAGAACAGUGUUAUUUAUUACAAAGGGUGAUAAGUCUUGGGCUUUUGCUGGUGAAGGAAGAAGAGCCCCUGGUGACAACAGAGAGAUGUGCAGUUGGUUUGUUGAGGGGAAGGAGAGACUUGAAGCUGGAGAGAAAUUAGAAUAGACGAGAGUUUUAAAGAUGUGUGUGUGUGUGUGUAUGUGUGUGUGUGUGUGUGUGUGUGAAU
Messenger RNA from Aplysia californica (California sea hare), 2934 nucleotides. RefSeq lists its product as uncharacterized. Bases 24 to 1874 code for a protein of 616 amino acids. The transcript has 3 exons. Gene Ontology annotation, molecular function: growth factor activity; fibroblast growth factor receptor binding. Gene Ontology annotation, cellular component: cytoplasm. Gene Ontology annotation, biological process: positive regulation of cell population proliferation; cell differentiation; regulation of cell migration. The record is from RefSeq and is a predicted model, not a curated record. Lineage: Eukaryota; Metazoa; Mollusca; Gastropoda; Aplysiida; Aplysiidae.